Molecule: messenger RNA, 633 nt
Organism: Suillus clintonianus
Lineage: Eukaryota; Fungi; Basidiomycota; Agaricomycetes; Boletales; Suillaceae
Exons: 5
Coding region: 1-633 (210 amino acids)
Source: RefSeq, a predicted model, not a curated record
AUGGAACCUCCAUCCUCGCCCUCCUCUACCAUCACUGCCCCACCUGACUACCAUGACACCUCUCGGAGGUUAGGCAAACUAAUUGCGGAGGCUAUAACCUGCCGCUUCGCCCUCCUACACUACGACAGCACCUCGAAGUCCAUGAUUGAAUGGUAUUGGCCUGCAGACGGUGAUGGAAAGAGAAUUCUGCCACCCGAUCUAGAAAGGUACCCUUGCUGCCUAUGCGCGGAUGGCGGUGGAAGAAAGGCGUAUGUAGAGGCGGCAGUGUACUCUUGGUGGAAUAAGAUUGACAAGAAUACCGACUGGAUUGCGAGAUGCACAUUAGAUAUAUGCGGAUACCGAGAUGUCGUCUUUGGCCACCUUCCAGUACCCUCAAAGAGCACCACAGCUUCAUUGAUGGAUGAUGAAGAACACCCGGUCUUGCCUAUUGAAUUUGUGUGGAACUACAGAGAACAAACAGAAUUGCUGAACAAGCUUGACUCUUCGGACGGCGAUGGGAUUCCAGAGAGGAAAUUCCGUAUUCUCUUCAAACGCUGCAAAAAAUGCAAGAGAGUAGGAGUCAGGCCAGUGAUCAACCACCAUAUCUGUUCGGGGGGAGUGCAAAAGCACCGUCGUAAUCGCUUGAUGCAGUAG